AUGAGUGUCACCUCCACCUCAUCACGUCAACCUGAUCCUUCACGUAUUGGUUUCAUCCUUCAAUCACAUGAACUACAAAACCAACACCACUUAGAAUUCCAACAAAAUACUAUUUGCCCCUUGGAUUUCAAAUUAAACUCGGUCCUCUUUACCUUCCAAGAUCUUUCUGAUCCUCAGUUUUCAUUCAAUAAAUCAUACCAUAUUACAUAUCCCGGUAUGAACGCACUCUUCUUCGUAAAUUGCAACAACGAAUCCAUGGUGACGAUGGAUGGUUGUGCAGAGCUCUACAACAUCGAUGAAUUAACCAGAAUAGUUUAG
Messenger RNA from Lactuca saligna, 318 nucleotides. The record is from the annotation of a GenBank genome assembly. NCBI's taxonomy places the organism in Eukaryota, Viridiplantae, Streptophyta, Magnoliopsida, Asterales, Asteraceae.